AGUGUCCCUGCCUUACACAUCAUGUUUUGUUAAAGCUGGGUGCAGAGAUACGUGAGAGAGACGCUUUUUGUACUGUGUAUCUGUACCUUACGGAUAUCCAUGGGUUGCAUCUGUACGGAAACUUAACCUUCUGAGGGUAAGGUAAGACCCUUCAAUUCAAGACUCCGUACCUCGUCGCACGAGGAGUUUUGGACCUCCGACAUUCUCAGAGAUAUCGAUAUUCCUGUCCAUCAAGCCACUUCUUUUCUUGCUGUUGUCGAUUGGGUAAGAACUGGCGCGCCAUGGGCGACAAAACAGCCCUGAAGCCCUUGCUUGUGACGGCCGCCGUCUCCCUCCUCCUAUUCCUCAUCGGCACGUACGUCGCCCUACCGGUAUGGCGCAGAGCCCGCCAACGCUACGCUCAGUAUAUCCCUUUGGAUAGUCUAUCCAGCCAGACCUCGUCCUUCCGCCAGAGGGUCCAGAACGGCCUUUCACAAUUCGCGGCGAAUCCCUUUUGGCGGCGCAACCCCUCAGGCGGUACGGUUGUCGACGGCGAUGCGUUUGACGACGGGGUGGCCUCGGAGGAUGGGGAAGAGUUAGGUCAUGUCGACCCAAACUCCCGCAGACGUCUUGCCGAGGACGCGCAGCGCAAUGGGCCGGAUAACACUGGACGACUGAGCAGAGACCUAGAAGAGGGCUUCAGAGAUGACAGCAGCGAUGAAGGCGGAAACAAUAGAAAUAGCCGGAGACGAUAGACAUGCGCAGAAGACCAUGAAAUAUAUAUAUAUAUAUAUCUAUGUAUAUAUAUUAUUGAAGAGCAUGGAAAGUUCUCAUUAGUACGCAUUUGCGUCGAAGCGUCGCGAGUUCGCCUGAGGACAUCACCUCGAGGU
Messenger RNA from Sodiomyces alkalinus F11, 869 nucleotides. RefSeq lists its product as hypothetical. Lineage: Eukaryota; Fungi; Ascomycota; Sordariomycetes; Glomerellales; Plectosphaerellaceae. The transcript is spliced from 4 exons. The record is from RefSeq and is a predicted model, not a curated record. The coding region runs from base 282 to 734 and encodes 150 amino acids.